CAUUGGGUUUCCUUGGGCAAAGAAAGUGUUUGAGGAUUGGCGACAAUCGUGCCUUAUCAUUAUCAGCCACAGUUAUCAGCCUAUCGCAUAUCCUGUGUCGUUGUGUCCAUUUUUGACAUUCUAACUCGAUAGAAAUACACUGCAUGAACAUGUGAUAAAGGGGAUGAAAUUGGUGAUGUGUGUCUGAUUUUUAUGACUGCCAGUCGUAAGAUGCCCGUGUGUGCACCAAACAUUGUGAAGAUUGUUGUAUUGUAAGAUCAAUUGUUUACUUAGCUAAUUAAAGUGGAUCGAAAUAUUUCGAAACAGAGAGCAAAUAACAAUACGUUGUUGGUCGUUCGAGUGUGGAGAACGUCGAUCAACGUCGAAAGCUGGUUCGGUUUGGCGUGUGAUGUGAAUUUUAAUUGAGACAAACUUGUUAUCGUCGUCGGACGUUAUCUUUUCUUCAGAUCCGGAGGUAUUUGGAUUGUACAACUGAAACUUGGUCCACGUAAGACAGUCAGGGUGAGUGCAACGAUGAUGGUGUGAUGGUGGUUGGUGCUUAUCUAUUGUGAAAAAGUGAAGAAAAAAUUAUAAAGCAGACAGCCACACUUUUGCAGACUCGGAAGAAACAACAGUGAAACAAACCCUCACAUCACCAGAAAGAGAAGCAAUAUCGCACAUUCGAGUGAUAAACGCUACGGGAUUUCUUAUCAUCGCUUGAAGUACGUACGAAACAAAAUUUCAUAUUCGCUGCCUUGAGUUUCCCCUUCAGUCAGUCUGGCAGUUGGAAGACGAGAACGUCGGGAACGGAUGCCUAUUUGCUGUUUUUGCGCGGCCUUUGCAACUAGAUAUAUGGGUUAUUGCGCGUAGUGCUAAUUUUGGAAUCCGCGAGCAGUGAAAAAGGGGUCGCUAAUUCAACACCUUUCGUCAAGUGGUGCUCGAUAGAAAUUUUUAUUACUGUGAAGCAAGUUCAAAACCUCUUCCAAUCAAUCAACGAAGUGUUACGAAGACCUCGAUAAUGUUCCAACUGAGAUAAGAAGAGCAAAAAAUCAAAUUUUUGGCAAGGUUUUUUUGUUGGUGAUUACAUAAAGAAGAGUGGUUUCUCGUGUGUGAAGAGCGCUCGAAAGCACGUUGUCACCUGUGCAGGUUAAGCUCGAGAGAAGAAAGAAGAAAAAACCAACAACCUGUAACAUCAAAGGAGUUUCGGUUUCACUGGACCGUUGCCUGAAUCUGCAGCACUGAGAGAGAAAGCUUUGUGAUAUUUAAUUAACCGGUGUGUAUCAAGCGAGGAGCAGGAGAGUAAAGGAAGAAAAAACUGGAUUACAUCAGGCCGAAACACCGGCCACAAACCGUCGACAAAGAUACACUUUUGUAGGCCAAGAAACCAAAGACUGAACAACCGCCAAGAUGACGAUAGGCAGCAACAUGCGACCACUGAAGAUCACAACCGUUGGCGACGGAAUGGUCGGGAAAACGUGCAUGCUAAUCACCUACACGCAGAACGAAUUCCCCAGCGAGUACGUUCCGACAGUUUUCGACAACCACGCCUGCAACAUCACGGUGGACGAGAAGGAAUACGCCCUAACACUCUGGGACACGGCUGGCCAGGAGGACUACGAAAGGCUGCGGCCACUCAGCUACCCGAAUACCGACUGUUUUCUCAUAUGUUACUCCAUAUCAAGCAAGACGUCCUUCGAAAAUGUGCUAUCGAAAUGGUACCCCGAGAUAAGGCAUUUUGCACCAAGUACUCCUAUUGUGUUAGUGGGUACCAAGAGCGAUCUGCGGGUGCAUGGCUCGGAAAAAUUUGUGACAACUGUCGAGGGUAAGAGGCUGAAGCACAAAAUCAAGGCCUACUCGCUAGUGGAAUGUUCUGCCAAAAAGAAGCUGAACCUGGGUGAUGUGUUUGACGAGGCGGUUCGAGCGGUGGAGAAAAAACCUCACAGUAAACCACGUGCCUGCACGAUACUCUAGCCACUUCCGGUUUUUUUUUGUCCGGAAACGAAAACAACGGAAGCACAAGUCCUCCUUAUUCCGCUUAGUUGUCAAUAUACCUAAAAUCCUAUGUUAGGGAACGUUCGCGUAAGGCAAAAGCCAGUGAUUGAUAAGUAGGGUGCUCUACUUAAGCCGUUGACUCAAAACAAAAAAAAACAUUCAACUUCUUUAGGAUAUUUUUGUAGCAUUAGCAACCAAUAAUAUUGGUAAAACUUAACGAUCGGCCUUGCAGUGAAUUAUUUGAUAGAGAAGACAAGACGAAAGUAUUCGCCAAAUGAUUUCUUACCGAUAAAGUAUUGUAUAUACCUUCAAAAUUAACGUAUGGACUAUAUUUGGAUUGAUUCAAAUCGACGAACUUCUCACAAGAAUAAAUGAGAAAUGGAGUUAUGAUUAUACCUAAUUGAUGUUUUCCGAUUUCGGAGGAAACGUGCUUUCCUAUGUAACUGUAAUUAAUUAUAGACGAUGAUAAAUAUAUAUUCGUUAACUAGUCAUAUUAUUUUUGUGAAGUAAGUUUGAAAAUUCAAUGAAAUAAACUAUCAAUGAAACUGUG
Messenger RNA from Uranotaenia lowii, 2521 nucleotides. RefSeq names its product ras-like GTP-binding protein RhoL (gene RhoL). Bases 1387 to 1950 code for a protein of 187 amino acids. Gene Ontology annotation, biological process: small GTPase-mediated signal transduction. Gene Ontology annotation, molecular function: GTPase activity; GTP binding. The record is from RefSeq and is a predicted model, not a curated record. The transcript has 5 exons. NCBI's taxonomy places the organism in Eukaryota, Metazoa, Arthropoda, Insecta, Diptera, Culicidae.